AUGUCUCUCCUCCAGCCGAUUCUCGACUGCAUCUUCGGAGCAAGCCCUUCCACCACUACCAUCACUAACAACACCACUGCCUCCCGCUCGCCAGAGAGCAUUGCAUCGGACAUCGUCACCAAGAUUCUAAGCGCCGACUCCCCCUACACCCUCCACAAGGAACUCCAAGACGAAGUCUCCACCACGGGCUGGACCGAAGCUGUCGCCAAAGCUACCCUCCAAGGCCUCGAUAACGCCAUAAAAGCCGGUGCGAAGAUGGCCAAAGCGGCAGCGGACGCUCUAGGCCAGGCCAAAGACGCCGCUCUCGAAUUCAGCACCGAGCACCCAUAUUACACCACUUUGAUUGCCCUCGGUGUCCUGGCUGUGUUGAUGCCCUGGAUGCUUGAGGUCCUUGGUUUCGGGGAGCUGGGACCUAUCGAGGGAUCGUUUGCGGCGUGGUGGCAGAGGAAAUAUGCGGGAGAGAUACCGAAACGUGCGUUGUUCACCUAUUUCCAGCGUUUGGGGAUGAAGUGGCAUUGGCUUUAG
Aspergillus mulundensis is the source of this 525-nucleotide messenger RNA. RefSeq lists its product as uncharacterized. The coding region runs from base 1 to 525 and encodes 174 amino acids. NCBI's taxonomy places the organism in Eukaryota, Fungi, Ascomycota, Eurotiomycetes, Eurotiales, Aspergillaceae. The transcript has a single exon. The record is from RefSeq and is a predicted model, not a curated record.